CGAGCACACACAGUCCCUGCGCAGUCCUGACAUCUCCGCUCACUGUCAAUCUGUGUGUCUCCUCACCAGGGAAUUCCCUUUCAGAUAGAGGAACGCUGGAAAACUAUAUAUUUGGAGAAGAACUAUUGGAGAUUCUUUGUUUUGCACGUCGUUUCACUACGUCGCUUUGAAGGGCUCAGGCGGUGGAGCAGAAUGCCUCAAAAAGGAAUGAUCUAAAUAGUCAGACGCAAAUGAAGGGAUAAAUUGUUUUAAGCGGACAUUCAACUCGGUUACCAGAAUACCAUAGCCAACCCACGUGGGAAUCUGGAGUGGCCUCGAUGAUGCAAAACAGUCACAGUGGCGUCAACCAGCUCGGUGGGGUCUUUGUGAACGGCAGACCGCUACCGGACUCAACCAGACAGAAGAUCGUCGAACUCGCUCACAGUGGAGCACGACCCUGCGAUAUCUCCAGGAUUUUGCAGACCCAUGAUGAUGCAAAAGUCCAACUGAACAAUAAGAACGUGUCGAAUGGCUGUGUGAGUAAGAUUCUGGGGAGAUAUUAUGAGACCGGCUCCAUCCGACCACGAGCAAUUGGAGGCAGCAAACCGAGGGUAGCAACGCCCGAAGUGGUCGGGAAAAUAGCACAGUACAAAAGGGAGUGCCCUUCUAUCUUCGCCUGGGAAAUUCGUGACAGGCUACUGUCAGAGGGCGUGUGCACCAACGAUAACAUACCGAGUGUGUCGUCGAUAAAUCGAGUCCUGCGCAACCUGGCUAGUGAAAAGCAACAGAUGGGUGCAGAUGGCAUGUAUGACAAGCUGAGAAUGCUCAACGGGCAGACAGGCACGUGGGGGACACGCCCAGGAUGGUACCCUGGUACGUCCAUGCCAGGACAACCAAAUCAAGAUGGUUGCCAGCAACAAGACAAUGGAGGCGAGAACACGAACUCCAUUAGCUCAAAUGGUGAGGACUCAGAUGAGACUCAAAUGCGUCUGCAGUUGAAAAGAAAAUUGCAAAGGAACAGAACGUCAUUCACUCAAGAGCAGAUUGAAGCACUGGAAAAAGAGUUUGAAAGAACCCACUAUCCCGAUGUUUUUGCGAGAGAAAGACUUGCAGCAAAAAUCGACCUCCCAGAAGCAAGAAUACAGGUAUGGUUUUCAAACAGAAGAGCAAAAUGGAGGAGGGAAGAGAAGCUGAGGAACCAGCGACGGCAAGCUAGCAACUCCUCCAGUCACAUUGCCAUCAGCAGCAGUUUCAACUCAAGUGUUUAUCAGACCAUCCCACAGCCCGCCACUCCCGUGUCCUUCACAACAGGGUCAAUGCUAGGCAGAUCAGACACAGCCCUGACCAACACAUAUGCUGGUCUGCCUCCCAUGCCCAGCUUCACAAUGACCAACAACCUGCCUAUGCAACCAAGCCAGACUUCUUCCUAUUCCUGCAUGCUGCCCACCAGUCCGUCAGUGAAUGGGCGAAGCUACGACACAUACACACCCCCUCAUAUGCAGGCACACAUGAACAGCCAAUCAAUGGCAACUUCUGGUACCACCUCAACAGGACUCAUCUCCCCUGGAGUAUCUGUCCCUGUCCAAGUUCCCGGAACUGAGUCAGACAUGUCUCAGUACUGGUCAAGAUUACAGUAAAGAAAAGAGUUACUUGGCUCUAUGACUUUCACACUAAGAGACACUAACAGAGAAACUGGACCUCUGAGGCAGUAUUCUACACACAUGCAUACACACACACACACACACACACACACACACAAACAAAUACGAGGCAAGGACGAGGAGACCUGGGGUCUCUCUUCACGCUGAACCAUUCUUAAAACUUGUGGCACUAGCUUUACGAGGAAAAAUGGAUGCUUAACAAAAGAGUGACAUAACGGAUUCUUGCAAAGUGGCCGGAUUUAGAAAAAGAGAAGAAAUGGAAUGGAACAAAAAAAAUCUAACCUCAGCUACAUCCACGUUUUUCAAUUUCCAUUUUUUGUUGUAUUGGUACAUUGGCAUUUAUUCAUUGGCACAUAAGUAAAGACUAUGAGAAAAAUUAAACAGCCAAAAAUAUAUGGUGAUCUUGCACCCAUUUGAAAUGGAAGAACACAAGUCAAUUUAUUAUGACUGUUUUCUUUUGACUUCAUAAAGGCCCAUAUCACACCAGUUCACCAGGGAAUCAGAAACAUACCAAGAGGAGAACACAAAUUUGUUUGCCCACUAGUUAUUUCACUUUUGGGAGUUACUGGCUAUAAGGAUGAGGUUCAAAUCUACUCACAAUGGCUUUAGUUGAUGACUGUGGUGAACAUGCACAAUAUUGUAGCUACAAUGGAACAACAGCCAUUUUAUGAAUUCCUGAGUACUGGUUAUGUAUGUGAAGGUUUGGACCAAAACCUUUGCUGGGUAGACAUGGUCUGAUUAUGAGGCUGUUUUGUGUUUGAUAAUUUAUAAUUGUAACGGAAUGGAAAGAAAGAUUUCAGUUCCAAUACGGCAGACUUUACCAUCAAAAUGACAUUCAUCCAGUUUGUUGCUAUCCAAUUGUAAGUAUUUGUUUCCCUAAAAAUCUCCAAGAAAUGUUGUGGAACAUAAAUAUAUUCUCAUUUUUAUCGCCCCGAGAAAAUUAUAUAAAUGUUUUAUACAGAUUUUCAUGCAUUGUUAAAAAAGGAAAAACAUUUAUUUAGGUCAGGUACAAGUUGUCUAUUAGGUAUAGUUGUAUUAUAGUGUCCUACAGUCAAAUAAUUUUGUGAGACUAGAAAUAUUUAAUUCCAAUAAUUGAUUAGAAAUGCUUGACGGAGUUUAAAAAAUAAAAGUGUUUGGCAGUUGUUUACAAGUGCAUAUCAGACUUUAACCAUUGUUGAUUGUAAAAACAGACCAAAGCCUUUGUACUUCAUCUAUUACACAACAAUUUUAUCUUUUGUUAUUGUUAGUCUUGUGUUGCUACAUUUUGUAAAAACAAUGUUUUACAUUCUAGUACACUGGCUUCGAGUUUAUUUGACUGUGGCUUAAUCACACAGUCCUUUAUUUAUGAUCGACAACUAUUUGUGGUUUUAAAACAUGUUUUGUUGUGUACCUGAAACAUGAACACUUGUAAUGAUUUUUGUGUCUGAGCAAUGCUUUGGAAUACGAAAGGUCUACCCUGUCUUGCAGAUAUUUCAAUUUAACUUUAUUUAAAAGCUUUCUAAAUGUAUUUUCUGAAAACUAUUAAAAAAACAUUUUGU
This is a messenger RNA of Xyrauchen texanus (razorback sucker), 3178 nucleotides long. Its product is annotated as paired box protein Pax-6-like. Gene Ontology annotation, biological process: anatomical structure development; regulation of transcription by RNA polymerase II. The record is from RefSeq and is a predicted model, not a curated record. Lineage: Eukaryota; Metazoa; Chordata; Actinopteri; Cypriniformes; Catostomidae. Bases 318 to 1616 code for a protein of 432 amino acids. The transcript has 13 exons. Gene Ontology annotation, molecular function: DNA-binding transcription factor activity, RNA polymerase II-specific; RNA polymerase II cis-regulatory region sequence-specific DNA binding.